This is a messenger RNA of Notolabrus celidotus (New Zealand spotty), 16170 nucleotides long. Its product is annotated as tenascin-X-like. NCBI's taxonomy places the organism in Eukaryota, Metazoa, Chordata, Actinopteri, Labriformes, Labridae. Gene Ontology annotation, biological process: protein dephosphorylation. Gene Ontology annotation, molecular function: protein binding; protein tyrosine phosphatase activity. The record is from RefSeq and is a predicted model, not a curated record. Bases 576 to 13946 code for a protein of 4456 amino acids. The transcript has 61 exons.
CUGUAGGAAGCAGUGAAACAGGGCUGAUAACUUCAGCUAAGUUUCUGAAACUCAUUUGUAUUAGCUGUUUGUCUUUGUGCUGUGAUAGAAGAGGGAUUAACCGCGGAUGCAUUCCUUCAGCCAGUGUGACCGAGUUAUUGGAAGAAUGUAGGGUGACUCUUCCUCGUUUCUGCUUGACCGGGCAGCCCCCUCUUCUAAGUCCACAGAUCAGACUGCCGAAGCUGUGACACAUCGGCGGUGAUAUGUACCGAACUACGAGGAAGAAUACUAGCGGGCAACGAUUUUAAAGAGGCAGAAUCAGAGUGGGGUGAAAUGAUGAUAAGAGGAGUGGCAAGUUUUAUUAAAAACUUCCCUGAUCGACGCGCCGAGCUGCCGCUCCUCCCCGUGAACAGCGAGGAGGACAAAAGUUUUUGCUCUCAUUUUCAACUCCCCUGAUGUAGCUGCAGUCUGACUCUGACGGAGUACUUUAGGAGAAGGCUUACAUUUUUUACUUUUGAGAAAGUUUGAACUUUGAGCAUGAGAGCACUCAACUGGUAGAACAGUCAGUUGAAUCUUUCCCCCUUUCGUGCGGCAUCAUGACGCUGCUGGUGCGCCUCAGCGUCUCCCUGCUGCUCCUCUGUGCUCUCCUCAAGAUCUCUGAAGCAAACUGUGAGGAGAACCAAUGUGCUGCAGAAUUAUUAACAGUAGACACAACAUCAGUCACGUUUGAAUCAAAUCCAAGCUGUAACUUAUCCAUUGGGAAUCAUACCUUCGAAAUGGGUUCAAUACCUAACUUGAUUUCUGGAGCAGUCCAUACAAUCUACAUCAACUGUUUGAAUUGCUGCACAACUGUCACAACAAAACCUACAGCUGUCGCUAAUCUUAAUGUCAAUGGUGCCACAACAUCCUCCAUGUUUCUGACCUGGAAUAAACCAGAAGGAAAGAGCUCCAGAUACAAAGUAGACUGGACUGAUGACGGAACAACUAUUAAUACUACAAAUACACCAGAAACUUCUAAAAGCAUCACUGACCUGACUGCUGGGGUUCAGUACAAUGUGUCUGUCACUGCAGUAGCAGAGGAUAACAUUACUGAAGGAGAGAAAGCCACUGUUUCCAGUUACACCAAGCCUGAAGUAGUCAGAAAUCUUACUGUCAUUAAUGCCACAACAUCCUCAAUGUUUGUGGACUGGACUAAACCCGAAGGAGAGAGCUCACUCUAUAGAGUGCAGUGGAAAACUAACAAUGGAGAAAUGAAGGAGGAUAAUGUGACAGAGACAAAUAUUAACAUCACUGACCUGACUGCUGGUGUUCAGUAUGAAAUAACUGUUACUGCAGUGGUACCUGGUACUGAUGGAAAGAGUAUCACUGUUUCUCAUUUCACAAAGCCUGAAGUAGUCAGAAAUCUUACUGUCAUUAAUGCCACAACAUCCUCAAUGUUUGUGGACUGGACUAAACCAGAAGGAGGGAGCUCACUCUAUAGAGUGCAGUGGAAAACUAACAAUGGAGAAAUGAAGGAGGAUAAUGUGACAGAGACAAAUAUUAACAUCACUGACCUGACUGCUGGUGUUCAGUAUGAAAUAACUGUUACUGCAGUUGCAGAAGAUGGCAUUACUGAUGGAAAGAGUACCACUGUUUCUCAGUACACAAAGCCUGAAGUAGUCAGACAUCUUGCUGUCAUUAAUGCCACAACAUCCUCAAUGUUUGUGGACUGGACUAAACCAGAAGGAGGGAGCUCACUCUAUAGAGUGCAGUGGAAAACUAACAAUGGAGAAAUGAAGGAGGAUAAUGUGACAGAGACAAAUAUUAACAUCACUGACCUGACUGCUGGUGUUCAGUAUGAAAUAACUGUUACUGCAGUGGUACCUGGUACUGAUGGAAAGAGUAUCACUGUUUCUCAUUUCACAAAGCCUGAAGUAGUCAGAAAUCUUACUGUCAUUAAUGCCACAACAUCCUCAAUGUUUGUGGACUGGACUAAACCAGAAGGAGGGAGCUCACUCUAUAGAGUGCAGUGGAAAACUAACAAUGGAGAAAUGAAGGAGGAUAAUGUGACAGAGACAAAUAUUAACAUCACUGACCUGACUGCUGGUGUUCAGUAUGAAAUAACUGUUACUGCAGUUGCAGAAGAUGGCAUUACUGAUGGAAAGAGUACCACUGUUUCUCAGUACACAAAGCCUGAAGUAGUCAGACAUCUUGCUGUCAUUAAUGCCACAACAUCCUCAAUGUUUGUGGACUGGACUAAACCAGAAGGAGGGAGCUCACUCUAUAGAGUGCAGUGGAAAACUAACAAUGGAGAAAUGAAGGAGGAUAAUGUGACAGAGACAAAUAUUAACAUCACUGACCUGACUGCUGGUGUUCAGUAUGAAAUAACUGUUACUGCAGUGGUACCUGGUACUGAUGGAAAGAGUAUCACUGUUUCUCAUUUCACAAAGCCUGAAGUAGUCAGAAAUCUUACUGUCAUUAAUGCCACAACAUCCUCAAUGUUUGUGGACUGGACUAAACCAGAAGGAGGGAGCUCACUCUAUAGAGUGCAGUGGAAAACUAACAAUGGAGAAAUGAAGGAGGAUAAUGUGACAGAGACAAAUAUUAACAUCACUGACCUGACUGCUGGUGUUCAGUAUGAAAUAACUGUUACUGCAGUUGCAGAAGAUGGCAUUACUGAUGGAAAGAGUACCACUGUUUCUCAGUACACAAAGCCUGAAGUAGUCAGACAUCUUGCUGUCAUUAAUGCCACAACAUCCUCAAUGUUUGUGGACUGGACUAAACCAGAAGGAGGGAGCUCACUCUAUAGAGUGCAGUGGAAAACUAACAAUGGAGAAAUGAAGGAGGAUAAUGUGACAGAGACAAAUAUUAACAUCACUGACCUGACUGCUGGUGUUCAGUAUGAAAUAACUGUUACUGCAGUGGUACCUGGUACUGAUGGAAAGAGUAUCACUGUUUCUCAUUUCACAAAGCCUGAAGUAGUCAGAAAUCUUACUGUCAUUAAUGCCACAACAUCCUCAAUGUUUGUGGACUGGACUAAACCAGAAGGAGGGAGCUCACUCUAUAGAGUGCAGUGGAAAACUAACAAUGGAGAAAUGAAGGAGGAUAAUGUGACAGAGACAAAUAUUAACAUCACUGACCUGACUGCUGGUGUUCAGUAUGAAAUAACUGUUACUGCAGUUGCAGAAGAUGGCAUUACUGAUGGAAAGAGUACCACUGUUUCUCAGUACACAAAGCCUGAAGUAGUCAGAAAUCUUGCUGUCAUCAAUGCCACAACAUCCUCAAUGUUUGUGGACUGGACUAAACCAGAAGGAGGGAGCUCACUCUAUAGAGUGCAGUGGAAAACUAACAAUGGAGAAAUGAAGGAGGAUAAUGUGACAGAGACAAAUAUUAACAUCACUGACCUGACUGCUGGUGUUCAGUAUGAAAUAACUGUUACUGCAGUGGUACCUGGUACUGAUGGAAAGAGUAUCACUGUUUCUCAUUUCACAAAGCCUGAAGUAGUCAGAAAUCUUACUGUCAUUAAUGCCACAACAUCCUCAAUGUUUGUGGACUGGACUAAACCAGAAGGAGGGAGCUCACUCUAUAGAGUGCAGUGGAAAACUAACAAUGGAGAAAUGAAGGAGGAUAAUGUGACAGAGACAAAUAUUAACAUCACUGACCUGACUGCUGGUGUUCAGUAUGAAAUAACUGUUACUGCAGUUGCAGAAGAUGGCAUUACUGAUGGAAAGAGUACCACUGUUUCUCAGUACACAAAGCCUGAAGUAGUCAGACAUCUUGCUGUCAUUAAUGCCACAACAUCCUCAAUGUUUGUGGACUGGACUAAACCAGAAGGAGGGAGCUCACUCUAUAGAGUGCAGUGGAAAACUAACAAUGGAGAAAUGAAGGAGGAUAAUGUGACAGAGACAAAUAUUAACAUCACUGACCUGACUGCUGGUGUUCAGUAUGAAAUAACUGUUACUGCAGUUGCAGAAGAUGGCAUUACUGAUGGAAAGAGUACCAUUGUUUCUCAGUACACAAAGCCUGAAGUAGUCAGACAUCUUGCUGUCAUUAAUGCCACAACAUCCUCAAUGUUUGUGGACUGGACUAAACCAGAAGGAGGGAGCUCACUCUAUAGAGUGCAGUGGAAAACUAACAAUGGAGAAAUGAAGGAGGAUAAUGUGACAGAGACAAAUAUUAACAUCACUGACCUGACUGCUGGUGUUCAGUAUGAAAUAACUGUUACUGCAGUGGUACCUGGUACUGAUGGAAAGAGUAUCACUGUUUCUCAUUUCACAAAGCCUGAAGUAGUCAGAAAUCUUACUGUCAUUAAUGCCACAACAUCCUCAAUGUUUGUGGACUGGACUAAACCAGAAGGAGGGAGCUCACUCUAUAGAGUGCAGUGGAAAACUAACAAUGGAGAAAUGAAGGAGGAUAAUGUGACAGAGACAAAUAUUAACAUCACUGACCUGACUGCUGGUGUUCAGUAUGAAAUAACUGUUACUGCAGUUGCAGAAGAUGGCAUUACUGAUGGAAAGAGUACCACUGUUUCUCAGUACACAAAGCCUGAAGUAGUCAGAAAUCUUGCUGUCAUCAAUGCCACAACAUCCUCAAUGUUUGUGGACUGGACUAAACCAGAAGGAGGGAGCUCACUCUAUAGAGUGCAGUGGAAAACUAACAAUGGAGAAAUGAAGGAGGAUAAUGUGACAGAGACAAAUAUUAACAUCACUGACCUGACUGCUGGUGUUCAGUAUGAAAUAACUGUUACUGCAGUGGUACCUGGUACUGAUGGAAAGAGUAUCACUGUUUCUCAUUUCACAAAGCCUGAAGUAGUCAGAAAUCUUACUGUCAUUAAUGCCACAACAUCCUCAAUGUUUGUGGACUGGACUAAACCAGAAGGAGGGAGCUCACUCUAUAGAGUGCAGUGGAAAACUAACAAUGGAGAAAUGAAGGAGGAUAAUGUGACAGAGACAAAUAUUAACAUCACUGACCUGACUGCUGGUGUUCAGUAUGAAAUAACUGUUACUGCAGUUGCAGAAGAUGGCAUUACUGAUGGAAAGAGUACCACUGUUUCUCAGUACACAAAGCCUGAAGUAGUCAGACAUCUUGCUGUCAUUAAUGCCACAACAUCCUCAAUGUUUGUGGACUGGACUAAACCAGAAGGAGGGAGCUCACUCUAUAGAGUGCAGUGGAAAACUAACAAUGGAGAAAUGAAGGAGGAUAAUGUGACAGAGACAAAUAUUAACAUCACUGACCUGACUGCUGGUGUUCAGUAUGAAAUAACUGUUACUGCAGUUGCAGAAGAUGGCAUUACUGAUGGAAAGAGUACCAUUGUUUCUCAGUACACAAAGCCUGAAGUAGUCAGACAUCUUGCUGUCAUUAAUGCCACAACAUCCUCAAUGUUUGUGGACUGGACUAAACCAGAAGGAGGGAGCUCACUCUAUAGAGUGCAGUGGAAAACUAACAAUGGAGAAAUGAAGGAGGAUAAUGUGACAGAGACAAAUAUUAACAUCACUGACCUGACUGCUGGUGUUCAGUAUGAAAUAACUGUUACUGCAGUGGUACCUGGUACUGAUGGAAAGAGUAUCACUGUUUCUCAUUUCACAAAGCCUGAAGUAGUCAGAAAUCUUACUGUCAUUAAUGCCACAACAUCCUCAAUGUUUGUGGACUGGACUAAACCAGAAGGAGGGAGCUCACUCUAUAGAGUGCAGUGGAAAACUAACAAUGGAGAAAUGAAGGAGGAUAAUGUGACAGAGACAAAUAUUAACAUCACUGACCUGACUGCUGGUGUUCAGUAUGAAAUAACUGUUACUGCAGUUGCAGAAGAUGGCAUUACUGAUGGAAAGAGUACCACUGUUUCUCAGUACACAAAGCCUGAAGUAGUCAGAAAUCUUGCUGUCAUCAAUGCCACAACAUCCUCAAUGUUUGUGGACUGGACUAAACCAGAAGGAGGGAGCUCACUCUAUAGAGUGCAGUGGAAAACUAACAAUGGAGAAAUGAAGGAGGAUAAUGUGACAGAGACAAAUAUUAACAUCACUGACCUGACUGCUGGUGUUCAGUAUGAAAUAACUGUUACUGCAGUGGUACCUGGUACUGAUGGAAAGAGUAUCACUGUUUCUCAUUUCACAAAGCCUGAAGUAGUCAGAAAUCUUACUGUCAUUAAUGCCACAACAUCCUCAAUGUUUGUGGACUGGACUAAACCAGAAGGAGGGAGCUCACUCUAUAGAGUGCAGUGGAAAACUAACAAUGGAGAAAUGAAGGAGGAUAAUGUGACAGAGACAAAUAUUAACAUCACUGACCUGACUGCUGGUGUUCAGUAUGAAAUAACUGUUACUGCAGUUGCAGAAGAUGGCAUUACUGAUGGAAAGAGUACCACUGUUUCUCAGUACACAAAGCCUGAAGUAGUCAGACAUCUUGCUGUCAUUAAUGCCACAACAUCCUCAAUGUUUGUGGACUGGACUAAACCAGAAGGAGGGAGCUCACUCUAUAGAGUGCAGUGGAAAACUAACAAUGGAGAAAUGAAGGAGGAUAAUGUGACAGAGACAAAUAUUAACAUCACUGACCUGACUGCUGGUGUUCAGUAUGAAAUAACUGUUACUGCAGUUGCAGAAGAUGGCAUUACUGAUGGAAAGAGUACCAUUGUUUCUCAGUACACAAAGCCUGAAGUAGUCAGACAUCUUGCUGUCAUUAAUGCCACAACAUCCUCAAUGUUUGUGGACUGGACUAAACCAGAAGGAGGGAGCUCACUCUAUAGAGUGCAGUGGAAAACUAACAAUGGAGAAAUGAAGGAGGAUAAUGUGACAGAGACAAAUAUUAACAUCACUGACCUGACUGCUGGUGUUCAGUAUGAAAUAACUGUUACUGCAGUGGUACCUGGUACUGAUGGAAAGAGUAUCACUGUUUCUCAUUUCACAAAGCCUGAAGUAGUCAGAAAUCUUACUGUCAUUAAUGCCACAACAUCCUCAAUGUUUGUGGACUGGACUAAACCAGAAGGAGGGAGCUCACUCUAUAGAGUGCAGUGGAAAACUAACAAUGGAGAAAUGAAGGAGGAUAAUGUGACAGAGACAAAUAUUAACAUCACUGACCUGACUGCUGGUGUUCAGUAUGAAAUAACUGUUACUGCAGUUGCAGAAGAUGGCAUUACUGAUGGAAAGAGUACCACUGUUUCUCAGUACACAAAGCCUGAAGUAGUCAGAAAUCUUGCUGUCAUCAAUGCCACAACAUCCUCAAUGUUUGUGGACUGGACUAAACCAGAAGGAGGGAGCUCACUCUAUAGAGUGCAGUGGAAAACUAACAAUGGAGAAAUGAAGGAGGAUAAUGUGACAGAGACAAAUAUUAACAUCACUGACCUGACUGCUGGUGUUCAGUAUGAAAUAACUGUUACUGCAGUGGUACCUGGUACUGAUGGAAAGAGUAUCACUGUUUCUCAUUUCACAAAGCCUGAAGUAGUCAGAAAUCUUACUGUCAUUAAUGCCACAACAUCCUCAAUGUUUGUGGACUGGACUAAACCAGAAGGAGGGAGCUCACUCUAUAGAGUGCAGUGGAAAACUAACAAUGGAGAAAUGAAGGAGGAUAAUGUGACAGAGACAAAUAUUAACAUCACUGACCUGACUGCUGGUGUUCAGUAUGAAAUAACUGUUACUGCAGUUGCAGAAGAUGGCAUUACUGAUGGAAAGAGUACCACUGUUUCUCAGUACACAAAGCCUGAAGUAGUCAGACAUCUUGCUGUCAUUAAUGCCACAACAUCCUCAAUGUUUGUGGACUGGACUAAACCAGAAGGAGGGAGCUCACUCUAUAGAGUGCAGUGGAAAACUAACAAUGGAGAAAUGAAGGAGGAUAAUGUGACAGAGACAAAUAUUAACAUCACUGACCUGACUGCUGGUGUUCAGUAUGAAAUAACUGUUACUGCAGUUGCAGAAGAUGGCAUUACUGAUGGAAAGAGUACCAUUGUUUCUCAGUACACAAAGCCUGAAGUAGUCAGACAUCUUGCUGUCAUUAAUGCCACAACAUCCUCAAUGUUUGUGGACUGGACUAAACCAGAAGGAGGGAGCUCACUCUAUAGAGUGCAGUGGAAAACUAACAAUGGAGAAAUGAAGGAGGAUAAUGUGACAGAGACAAAUAUUAACAUCACUGACCUGACUGCUGGUGUUCAGUAUGAAAUAACUGUUACUGCAGUUGCAGAAGAUGGCAUUACUGAUGGAAAGAGUACCACUGUUUCUCAGUACACAAAGCCUGAAGUGGUCAGAAACCUCACUGUGAUCCACAUCACAACCUCCUCAAUAUUUCUUGAAUGGACUGAACCUGAGAGAAAGAGCUCCUUCUUUAAAGUACAGUGGACUAAUGGAACAACUAAGAGGAGUAUCAUUGUCACUGAAACAAAAAUCAACGUCACUCAGCUGACGGCUGGAGUGCAGUACCAUUUCGCUGUAAUAGCAGUGGCUGGAGAUAAUACAACAGAGAGUGAAAUGGCUGAGAUUUCUCACUACACCAAACCUGAAGUAGUCAGAAAUCUCACUGUCAUUGAUGUUACCACAUCCUCAAUGUCUCUAACAUGGACUGAACCAGAAGGGGAGAGCUCCAUUUACAGAGUACAUUGGAACAAUGGAGGAAUAAAUGAGACUGUUAAUGUGACAGAAACACAUAUUAACAUUACUAAUCUAACUGCUGGUGUUCAGUAUGAAAUAACUGUUACUGCAGUGGCAGACGAUGGCAUUACUGAAGGACAGAGUACUACUGUUUCCCAAUACACAAAACCCCGUAAAGUUGAGCAUUGUAAUGUAUCUACAAACAGCUCCUCCAUUUCUCUGAGCUGGACCAAACCUCCUGAUGUGGUGUUCAAGUACAGGAUAGACUGGCACAAUGGUGGAACAGUGAAGUCCAUAGACCCAUUUUUUACCUCUGCUGUGCUAUCAGACCUGAUCCCUGGUACUACCUACACCAUCCAAAUCUACACUUUGAAUGCAGCUAAUGAAAUAGGAGACCCCUACACAUUCACUUCAGACACCAAACCUGCUGUGGUCAAGGAGCUCACCAUUGUAGAAGUCACAACAUCUUCUGUUUCUUUGAAGUGGACUAAACCAGAGGGAUAUGUUACCUCAUAUAUAGUUCAGUGGACUCAAGGAGGAAAAAGCGGUAACAACAUGACCACCAAAACCUCCUUCAACAUCACUGAAUUAAGCCCUGGGUCCCGGUGCAACAUUACAGUGUUUGCUGUCGCUGAAGAUCCCACAAACACGGGAGAUAGAUACUCAGUAUUUAACACCACAAGACCUAAGAAGCCUGUGAACAUUACUGUGAAGGAACCACAUGGGACCGAUAACUUAGAGAUCGACUGGAUUCUGCCUGAUGGGAGGGUUGAUCACUAUGUGGUGAAAAUCUUAAAUGAGGCACUGCAUUUUUCUAACAGCAGUACAAGAACAGAGACCAGUUUCCACUUCACUGGUUUAAAACCCGGAAGAGUCUUUAACAUCACCGUGACAGCUGUCGCUGGACAAUUCAGUCAGACGUCUGACCAGGCUUCAUUUGCCACUGCUCCCACACCUCCUGGUCCCAUCGUCAUCAGUGACAGGACAAACUCUUCACUUCAGAUUGGGUGGACUGCUCCUACUUUGAUGGAAGAUGCUCCAGACAUCAGCUACCAUAUCACCUGCAUCUCACCUGAGGAUGUUGAAGUACUAAAUAAAAGCACCGCAGACUACAAUGCAGAGCUGUCUCCGUUGUCAUCUGGAACUCUGUACAAUAUAUCUGUGCAAACAGUUGGUCCCCAGAAGUUAAAGAGCUCGGAGGUUCAUAUUUUUACUUACACCUCACCGAACCCAGUUUUGAACCUUGUAUCCGUGCCAAAGUCCACCACCUCUGUAGAAGUGAAAUGGUCAGAACCACUGGGACUCCUGGACUAUUACGAAUACUCAGUUAAAGCCGUCAGUCCCACAGGAAAAAUAAUCAACCGAACAGUCAGCACUGACCGCUUUGAUGUACCAAACCUAGAGCCAGGAACAGGAUACAACAUCAGCGUGAGGACGAUAGCAGCACCAGGAAUUGAAUCAACUGAUGAAUACACCUUCAGCUACACCUUGCCCAUAGCUGUGUCCAACCUCACAGUGGUGAAUGUGACCACCACAACUAUUCAGCUGUCGUGGCUGAGGCAGAGUGAUCACAAGUCGUCCUACUCCUACUGGGUGCUAGCUUACCAGGAAGCCAUGCUGGUUAAAAAUGAUUCAACCAAGGAUGAGAUGUAUACCUUCCUCGAUCUGUGCCCUGGAAGUUUUUACACAUUUACAGUGAUGCCAGUUGUUGAAGGAGUCAUGGCUGCGGAGACACACACAUCGAGUCACACAUGGCCAGCAGCAGUUUCUAUCAUUUCAGUCUUAGGAAACACAACCAGCCUAUCAGUGAGCUGGACACCAGCAGAGUGUCAGGUGGACUCAUACACCGUCCUGCUGCAUGAAAACGGGGAGCAUGAGGGAAGCAACUCAGACCUGAGUAAUACAUCCGCCAACAGACUGUUUAAGAACCUAAAACCAGGAGUGCAGUACUGUGGGGAGGUGGUCACUAAAAGUGGUCCCUUUGAGAAUAAAAGUUCAAGUGUUUGCAAUGCAACCUUUCCCACCUCUCCUGGCCCCAUCAUGGUGGACUCCCAGACUGUGGACUCCAUUAACUUCACCUGGUCUUCACCUGAGGACAUGGACCACAGGCAGUAUAACUUCAGUGUGUCCAUCUCUAAAGGCUCCGUCCUCACUGCAAACACCUGGUUCGUGCUGGAAAAUCUGAAGUCUGGAAACCUGUACAAUAUCUCUGUCGUUACUGUGGGUGCAAUGGACUAUGAAAGUGAAGCAGCUACAGCAGAAAACUACACAAGACCAUUUCCUGUAAACCUGCUAGCAGAAAAGACUCAAAUCACCACAAACACAGUGAAGAUCUUUUGGGACCAGCAGGAGAGAAAAUCUCACUACUCGUAUGUGGUGCAGGUCUCUAACAAUGCUCAAGCUGAAACAGUCACCAUCACCGAAAAGAUGAUCAGUGGUCUUCUCUCUGGGAGUAACUACAGCUUCACUGUGACUACACAGACAGAAGAUGGCACCCAGGCAACUCCGGUGACUGUGUCAUAUUUUACACGGCCGUAUGGUAUCAGAGAGUUGAAGGCUGACACCUUAAACACAACUAAUAUACAUCUGGUUUGGACUGAACCUCUGGAGUACAAGCCAGAAUAUACUUUCCGGGUUGAGACUGCAGAUUGUGGCUCCCACAUGAACCAAACCCUCACAGAGAAAAACACACAGAUCUCUGAGCUCACUCCUGGGACCAAAUGCACCUUCUGUGUUGCUGUCAGAGCAGCAGACGGCAUUGAGGGAGAAGCAAACUGCACCUAUCAGUACACCAAGCCUGAAACAGUGCAGCCCAGUAUCUCCAAUCAGCACUCGAACAGUUCAGUCCUGGUGUCGUGGACCAAACCUGCGGGGAGAGUGGAGCAUUAUAAAGUUAAUCUAAACAGCACCAAUGAGACUCAUGUAGGGGUGCUGAACUCCACAACAUCCUUUGUGUUUGAGGACCUGAAUGCUGGAAGGAUUUACUCUGCCAUGGUUAUAACAAGUAGUGGACCCUUCAAUGAACCAUCUGGACAUGUUAAUGUUGCAACUUUACCUAACCCUCCAGGACAGAUAGAGGUGCUGAAAAAGACGACCAGUUCCAUUCACAUUAAGUGGGACGAAGCUCCUCUGAUGCAUGGUGCGUCAUUCUUCUACCAGCUGAUGAACAUAACCACACAGGGAGGAGAUAACAUCUCUGCCAUCAACACCACUCACACUUUUACCUCCCUGCUUUCUGGGACCUCCUAUAAUAUCUCAGUGGCAACAGUGGGUGCUUUGGCUUUACAGAGUGAGAGGGUUCAGAUCAGCAUGGUCACCACAAGACCAUUCCAUGUGACAUCGCUAGUUUUUUCUGAAGAUGAGAAACACAUCAAAAUCGAAUGGGUCCAACCUCAGCAAUACAAGAAAAGCUACUUUUUCAACGUGACCCUGCAAAGCCAAGAUAGGCUACUAAGUGACAUAACUAAGGAUAACAAAUCCAGUUUUGAUAAGCUGAAUCCUGGCAGCCCCUACAACAUCAGUGUCACCACACAGACUGCUGAUGGAACGCAGGGUGACCCGGCACAGAGAGCAACCUGCACGAAGGCGAGCUCUGUGACAAAUGUUAUAUGUCAAAGUUCAAAUAAAACAGAAGCAGAGCUCUUCCUUAACUGGGACUGUCCCCCCGGAGGUUACACGGGCUUCCAGGUCUCUGUAGACGAUGUCAAUACCAUCAACCAAACAUACGGACACUGUAAUCGCACUGUGCCCAACCUUCAUCACUACACUAAGUACAAAAUAACUGUGGUGACCCAGAGCUGUGGUCAACCCAGCAACCCUGAGACUAUUCACUGCUGGACAGAAAUCUCAGAUCCUCCAGCUCCAAAGAACGAUAACUCACUGGUGACGAUAAAGGAGACGCUACACUACAAGUUCUCCCUUCAGCUUAACUCCAGUCUGCUGAACAACACCAACGGGCCAGUCACACAUGUCGGGGUGCUGGUGACAGAGCACAAUCCUGACACCUCUUCUUUCAGAGAUUACUUGGGGAAAACAUACGAUGAGUGGAAGGAGGAGAAAACUCCUGCAUACUUAGCAACGGUCAAAGAGGUGGACUCUCCGUCCCGGAGUGGGGACACUUAUAUAAACAUAGAUGUGGGAGAUAAGUCUGUAUGGAAAGGCUACAGUAAUGGUGUCCUGCAGGCCAAUGGAAACUACAAAUUUGCUAUUGUGCUUUUCACAAAACUAAAACUAAAACUGCAAAACAAGCUUGUGAACGGUGCAGGGUCACUGGUCUCAACUUCACAGUUCUCUGAUAACAUCCAUCUUCCAGCUAACACAGCUAUGAUUGGCCUUGCUGUCGGGGCAACAUUGGGUAUUUUCUGCAUUCUCUUCAUCGUCCUCGUUGGCUUCAUCAUCUACUGGAGGAGGGUAUCCAACAAGGAGUCGCCAGACAUCCAGAUUCAUUCUAUGAGAUCUAAUUCUGCGGUUGUGACGGUGGAGGAUUUUGAAGCUCACUACAGGAAGCAGAAAGCAGACUCCAACUGUGGCUUCGCUGAAGAGUUUGAGGACCUGAAAGUUGUUGGCACAGGACAGUUGAAAACAAAUGCCCUGACCUUGGAGAACAAGCCGAAGAACCGCUACAACAAUGUGCUUCCCUAUGACUCCUCUAGGGUGAAACUCUCUGUUAUCCAUGGAAGUCCAUGUGAUGACUACAUCAAUGCUAACUACAUGCCGGGUUACAACUCCAGGAAGGAGUUUAUUGCAGCUCAGGGUCCUCUGCCGCAAACAGUCAACGAGUUCUGGAGGAUGAUCUGGGAGAAGAACGUACAGACUCUGGUCAUGCUGACACGCUGCAAUGAGCAGGGACGAGUGAAAUGUGAGCAGUACUGGGCACCUGGCACCAAGCACUUUGAAAACAUCAUCGUGACAACAACUUCUGAAAUACCACUCAAAGACUGGACCAUCAGGGACUUUGAUAUAAAAAAUGUGAAAACUGCAGAGACCCGAACAGUACGUCACUUCCACUUCACAGCCUGGCCCGAUCAUGGGGUGCCAGAAACCACUGAGCUCCUGAUCAGCUUCAGACAUUUGGUUAGAGAGCACAUGGACCAGAACCCCAGAAACUCUCCUACUGUGGUCCACUGCAGUGCUGGUGUGGGACGGACUGGCACCUUCAUAGCCAUUGACCAUCUCAUCAUCCAGAUUGAGAGGGAAAGUGUGGUAGACGUGUACGGCAUUGUCUAUGAUCUGCGCAUGCACAGGCCCCUCAUGGUGCAAACAGAGGACCAGUAUGUGUUCUUAAACCAGUGUGCCAUGGACAUCAUCAGAUCAAGAACUGGAACCAAUGUGGAUCUAAUCUACCAAAACACAGCUGCACUCUCUAUUUAUGAGAACGUGGAUCCAAAGAAAGGUUUUCCCAGAAACGGGUAUGGCAAUGAAUAAGCCAGAGAAACCCCUCUGGUCUGCUUCCUCUACCUUUACACUCAUUAAGAAUCGGAGUUCACAUUUGCAAAGGGAACACCCUUAUGAGAUUGUGUUGUUGAUAUUCUUUUUACCUGCCAUGCCUCUGCAGAGCAAAUUGUUGCUUUUAAGAUUAAAACCUAUUUUUUAUGGUAUUUAUUUUAUUACGAAGCUUGAAAGUUUGAUUAAAUAAGGACAUGUGUUGAGAGAAUAAAUAGUCAAAAAGAAUCAUUGACUGAUAUUUGGAAUUUAUGGAGAGUCACAUGUUUUUGUUUCUUUAUUUUUGCCUUUCUACUACUGUUUAUGACCUGCUUAUGAUGCAUAUUUUUCUCAGGUAAUAUUUUGGAUGCUGUACAUAUUUAAUGAUUGAAACUUUUGAUGAAGAAAUGCUUUCCUUGUUUAAAAAGUAUAUUAUUGUUAUGAACACCAUGUGCCUUUCAAAACCUGUAUACUUUCUUACCACUAGAGGGCACUGUAUGCAUUUUAAAGUGAAGAAGACACAGGACAGUCUCUGUUAUUUCAGGAAUCCAUUAUGUUACUUAAAAUAACAUCUUUUCUCAAGUUUUUGCCAAUUAUCCAGCCACAGUUUUUGCACCUUUAAAGUCAAUUUGAAAUGUGUAACGCUUUGAAGAGAUUUUGUUGUUUCUUACAUAAUGUAUAUGUUUGCAUUUGUUUGUAUAUGCACUGUAGCAAAUUAUGCACUGGAUGCAUUUGUCUUUCUACACUGUCCACUUUUUUAAUCUUAAGAGAUAUAUAUUUUUUAAAUAAGUGCUAAUGUUAAUUUGGCCAGUGCUUUGUGAAACUGUUUGGAACAUUUUGCUUUUCAUGCCAACAUAUGAUUGUUGCAAUUUUACUGUGAUUACAUUUUUAAGAAUAAAAGAUGGUUCACAUCAAACGCAAACUCAGGACAAAAAAAGGGAUAUUUAGCUUUUACUUAAACAUAGCACCCUUUAAAGAAUCCAAACUGCAGCAGUGUGUAGUGUACUUAAAGUAUUUGAAGAUCAAAUGUGUUGUUUUAGUUUUGUUGAUUUCCUUUUUCGCCACCGUAUGUUCUCCAAGGAAUCCACAUCGUCACUUCUGCUGGAUAUUACUUCCAUUUAUGGACAUUUCCUGUGAUGUUAAACACACUCGAGGAGCAUGGGCUUUAUUUUCAGCUUUCAAAGGGCAGAAGUUUCCAUGAUGCGAGUACAUUUAAGAUCAUGGAUAUGUGUGGUCUGCCUGUACUUAGUGGGUCUGUGCUUCCUUACUAUUGUAUUAGAAUGUAUGGUAGCCCUGAAGGUCAAAACACAAGAUUUUUUUGCAGAAAACACAACAUUUCACAAUACAUACGACAUUUUAAGAUCUAUAGAUUUGUGUUGUGUAACAUUUUUUUAAAUGUAUUGGCGAAAUAUUUUAGCUGUCUCUGUAAUAUUGUCAAGUGAUAUGUUGUAUUUGACCUUUUGGGCCACUGUAUUACUGCACUAUAAGAAAGAGCCCUUGUCUUUUUUGAAAAAAAAAUGAAAUAGCUUAUCGUCACAAUGCUUGCAGGUUCAAUGCAAAAAGUAUAAAAUGAGCUUUAAUUUAAUUUUUAAACAUCCAACUAUAUAACACAAACAAAUUAAAGAUGUUAUUACACCCCACCCCAUAUGUUUGUGACUCUGUGUUGUAGAAUUGCUUUGAGGAGGCCCAUGUGUGUGAGUGAAUACAGCUCAAGCCCAACAGCUUUAAAGCAAGAGGUUUAUCUCAAACCUGCAAGCUUUUUUGACUCAAAAAUGCACGUUUUUGCGCUGUGUAACACUUAAUAAGCAUUUCUAAUUUAGAACAAACCUUGUACUGUGCCUGUGAGACAAUUAUUUUUGACUCUGUAUGGCUGAUUAUGCAAAGUAUUUGCUGAAUUGUGUCCAUCUAAGAGAGAGAUCAAAAGAAGCAAACAACAGAAUAAACUGCAUACUGCAGAGGAGGUCUGAGCUGGUACACCUCUGCAUUAUUCAGAGCAACUUUGAGGGUGCAUGUAGCUAAGUGCACCCUCAAAGGAUGAAUAAAUAAUGCCAUUUCUUUAUGAGGGAAAGCUUUUUACACUCAAAAAAGUUCUAAUUUUACAGCUCACAUCAGGGGUACACUCAGGGGAUUUUGCAGUAUAUGGUGGUGUUUUGAAAGGCAAUCAUUUUCACACAGCACAGGGCACUCUUGGUAAGGUGGGAAUAAAAGAUUUUGUUGGUGUGUCGGA